Messenger RNA from Dipodomys spectabilis (banner-tailed kangaroo rat), 3111 nucleotides. RefSeq names its product paraspeckle component 1 (gene Pspc1). Bases 186 to 1757 code for a protein of 523 amino acids. Gene Ontology annotation, molecular function: RNA binding. Gene Ontology annotation, cellular component: nucleus. The transcript has 9 exons. The record is from RefSeq and is a predicted model, not a curated record. NCBI's taxonomy places the organism in Eukaryota, Metazoa, Chordata, Mammalia, Rodentia, Heteromyidae. Gene Ontology annotation, biological process: regulation of DNA-templated transcription.
UUGUGGCAGCGCCAUUUUGAACCUGCGGCUGGUGAGGGCGUGAGUUUCGGGAGGCUGGGCUACGGCCUCGGUUACCGGGCGGUGUCUCCCCUCACUUUCUCUGGUGUGUUUCCAUAGAUACUUGUGGAGACGUAUCCGUCUUUACAUCUAGGCUGGUAUCCAGUGUCGAGGCGGACUCGUGGAAGAUGAUGUUACGAGGAAACCUGAAGCAAGUGCGCAUCGAGAAGAACCCGGCCCGCCUUCGCGCGCUCGAGUCGGCAGCGGGCGAAGGGGAGCCGGCGUCCGCGGCGGCCAUGGCGCUGACGCUGGCGGGGGAGCAGGCCCCACCGGGCCCCGCGCCCUCGGAGGAGCAUCCCGAGGAGGAGGUGGGCUUCACCAUCGACAUCAAGAGUUUCCUGAAGCCGGGCGAGAAGACGUACACGCAGCGCUGCCGCCUGUUCGUGGGGAACCUGCCCACCGACAUCACCGAGGACGAUUUCAAGCGGCUCUUCGAGCGCUACGGCGAGCCCAGCGAGGUCUUCAUCAACCGCGACCGCGGCUUCGGCUUCAUCCGCCUGGAAUCCAGAACACUGGCUGAAAUUGCAAAAGCAGAAUUGGAUGGCACCAUUUUGAAGAGCAGACCCCUCCGAAUUCGCUUUGCUACACAUGGAGCAGCCUUAACUGUCAAGAACCUUUCUCCCGUUGUUUCCAAUGAGCUUCUAGAGCAAGCAUUUUCCCAGUUUGGUCCUGUAGAGAAAGCUGUUGUGGUUGUGGAUGAUCGUGGUAGAGCUACAGGAAAAGGUUUUGUAGAAUUUGCAGCAAAACCUCCUGCACGCAAGGCUCUGGAGAGAUGUGGAGAUGGGGCAUUCUUGCUAACAACUACACCUCGUCCAGUCAUUGUGGAACCCAUGGAGCAAUUUGAUGAUGAAGAUGGUUUGCCAGAGAAACUAAUGCAGAAAACUCAACAAUAUCAUAAGGAAAGAGAACAACCACCACGAUUUGCUCAACCUGGGACAUUUGAAUUUGAGUAUGCAUCUCGAUGGAAGGCUCUUGAUGAAAUGGAAAAACAGCAGCGUGAGCAGGUUGAUAGAAACAUCAGAGAAGCCAAAGAGAAACUGGAAGCAGAAAUGGAAGCAGCUAGGCAUGAACACCAAUUAAUGCUAAUGAGGCAAGAUCUAAUGAGACGUCAAGAAGAACUCAGACGCUUGGAAGAACUCAGAAACCAAGAGUUGCAAAAACGGAAGCAAAUACAGCUCAGACAUGAAGAAGAACAUCGUCGUCGUGAGGAAGAAAUGAUUCGACAUAGAGAACAGGAGGAACUGAGGCGACAGCAAGAAGGCUUUAAACCAAACUAUAUGGAAAAUAGAGAACAGGAAAUGAGAAUGGGUGAUUUGGGUCCCCGUGGAGCAAUAAACAUGGGAGAUGCGUUUAGCCCAGCACCUGCUGGUAACCAAGGUCCUCCUCCAAUGAUGGGUAUGAAUAUGAACAACAGAGGAACUAUACCUGGCCCUCCAAUGGGUCCUGGUCCUGCCAUGGGACCAGAAGGAGCUGCAAAUAUGGGAACUCCAAUGAUGCCAGAUAAUGGAGCAGUGCACAAUGAUAGGUUUUCUCAAGGACCACCAUCCCAGAUGGGUUCACCUAUGGGAAGUAGAACGGGUUCUGAAACCCCUCAAGCACCAAUGAGUGGUGUAGUUCCUGUGAGUGGUGGGCCUGGUGGCUUUGGUAGAGGGAAUCAAGGGGGCAGCUUUGAAGGUCCUAAUAAGCGUCGUAGAUAUUAAAUAUUCUUUCAUUCCUGGCUAUUUAGAAGAGAAUAUUCAGUGGUAUGCCUUUACACUUUUACCUGUUAUCUGGAAGAAAUAGUUUUAUUGUUAACGUUCGUAGAGUUAAACUUUUUUCUUAUGUAAACGAGGUUUUUGUAUUUUUCUUUAUUCAUAAGCUUUGUAGAUUAGAAUGAUGAUGCUUAUCAUUGUGAAUGUUAAAAAUGUGUUUGUGAUUUUAGCUAACUAUAACUAUGCCACAGUACUGUGAAAUUUAUGUAGUUACUUAAUCUGAAUAAAGAAAUCUUUGGAUAAUAUAAAAAUGUUAUUAGUGGUACUCCCUUGCAGUUUUACGAAACUCGCUGUAAUAGUAAUAUUUUGGUUGCUCUAAUCUCAUCCAUUUAAAGGUGAAAAUGAUUUCACUUUAUAGCUUGCAUAAGCAGCCCUGAAGAUAGAAGCUUAAUGAAGAUAAUGUCCAAGCAGUAGGUAGAGAAGUAUAUUUGGGGGUGGGAGGGCAUGAGAGUUUAAUUUGUAUAAACACUUGCUGUUCUGUUAAAUUGGAGUUGUUGCUUACUUUCAGAGAUUCUGAGUAUUCAAAUAUUCUUAGGAUUAUUAAGGGUAUCUUUGUCCUGUGCUGAUUUUCCAAAAUAAAUCUUUUGAAUCUUGAAAAAAACUGUUUGAAGGCAAAUCUCUUUGCUUAAAAAAUAAUGUUUUAAUUUACCUGUGAUCAUUUACAUGGUAUCAAUAUCCAGAUCUUGCCCAUUAUCACUAUAGUUAAUGUUAAUUUUUAAUUAAAAAAAUCAAACAAUAUUGUUGGGUUAGCAUGUAACUUCUCUAAUGAUCAGAGGACUGAAUCUAAGAAAUACAGUUCAAAUGGGGCUUUUAAAAGCAGAGUUUACUUCAGGCUGAUUAUAAUUGGUAGGCUGAGGCAGGAGAUUUGUGAGUUUUAAGAUAGCAGAGACCCUGUCUCAGAAACAAGCCAAAACAAAGAAUUUGGAAUGGUAGGAUUGUUGGUAUAUGAUUUAGAUCACUCUUCCUCAAAAACCUGUUUUGUAUUUGAUUUUUGAUGUUAGGGGCAAUGAUAGUAGGAUUGUUGGUAUAUGAUUAGAUCACUCUUCUUGAAAAACUUGUUUUGAAUUUUCAGUACCGAGGGAAAAUUAUUUUAUUAUAUUGUAAUAUUUAUUUUAAAAUAUACUCAGCUAUAUUUAAAAUUUUGGUCAUGUUGAUCGUGUAUGUUUAAAAUUACAUGAAGGAAUCUCAUAUUUGACCUGCAGUAUCUAAUUCACUAUCUACUGAUCAUAGUAGUUAUUUCUCACAUACCUUUUCAGUGUAUUAAAAUAUCCUGCUUUAACCACAAUUCUGGAAAAUAACAUGC